CAAACACAACACUUAAACAGGAAGAAAGAAAAAAAAAAAAAAAAGCAAACAUAAUCCAUCUGUCCUCGUAUAUUCUUGGAUUCUCCAAACUCAAAAAAGAAGACAAAAGAAAUAACUUUGAUCGCAAAAGAAAAGAAAAUAAUUAUGGUGAAGCAGACGAGUAGUGAAAUACCCACGGCGGAGGAGAGGGAGAGGAGAGAUAGUUGCCGGUACAAGGGCGUACGCAAGAGGAAGUGGGGGAAAUGGGUAUCCGAAAUCCGGCUACCCAACAGCCGCGAGCGGAUUUGGUUAGGGUCCUACGACACCGCCGAGAAGGCGGCGCGUGCCUUCGACGCCGCACUCUUCUGCCUCCGCGGUCGCACUGCCAAGUUCAACUUCCCGGAGAAUCCGCCCGAGAUCGCCGGCGGCCGUUCGCUGUCCCCGGCGGAGAUCCAGUCCGCCGCCGCCAGGUUCGCCAACUCGGAGGACCCUAUGAAACGAUCGGAUCGGCCCGUGCCCGAACUGCGGAUGGAGUCGGAGACUCCCUCUCCAUCACCGUCGGUCUCCGAAGGGAGCGUGACCGUCCAGUUGGACAGCGAGUUGACAACAGACGGGUCGUUCAUGGACAUGUUCACGAAUAUUGGGUUGGGCAAUUAUGCUUCGGACUACGGGUUGUUUCCGGGUUUCGAUGACUUAUCGGGCGAUUUUUUUAUGCCGCCGCCGCCAACGAUUGACUACGGAGAAGAAAAUUACAACGUUGAUGCGGUUUUUCCACAGGAAUCUUUCCUUUGGAAUUUCUGAAGCACCCCCCCCUUUUCCACAGGAAUCUUUCCUUUGGAAUUUCUGAAGCACCCCUCCCCCCCCCAAAAAAAAAAAAGGGGGGGCUCUAAUACAAAUUUUUACGGGUCAUGGUUCGGGUCAAUUUGAUUUUUCCAAGAGCUUACCGACUCGUUUUCUUACUUAUGGACGGACCAAUUUUAGUACGGGCCAUCCUUGAAUUGAAAACUAAGGUCUUCCGCAAAACAAA
Molecule: messenger RNA, 1006 nt
Organism: Morus notabilis
Lineage: Eukaryota; Viridiplantae; Streptophyta; Magnoliopsida; Rosales; Moraceae
Product: ethylene-responsive transcription factor ERF017
Exons: 1
Coding region: 145-780 (211 amino acids)
Biological process (GO): regulation of DNA-templated transcription
Molecular function (GO): DNA binding; DNA-binding transcription factor activity
Source: RefSeq, a predicted model, not a curated record